AUGGACGACAAGUCAUCAACGCGGCCCACGAGGCUGACCAAGAGAGGGCCGUCGAAAGAGCGAGGCCCGCCAAUAGCCUAUUUGAACAAGGGCCCGACGACGCUGAAGCGUGCGCCGAGCGCCGCCUCUUACUUCCAGCCGAAUCUUGGCGUAGCACCUGCAGCAUCCUCGUCGCAGUCGCCAGCGCGAGGCCUCUCCCGCUCGCCCUCGCACACCCUGCGGCCCGUCUACGAGCCCCCCAACCCGCAUGCCUAUGACCUGCAACCCGUCCACGUCGGCCAGCCCUUCGACCGCAUCGUCGAGGAAGCUCUGAACGCCUCGAGCCAGCCGCGGCCCGCCCUCCAGCACUCGUACACCGACCAGCCUGCCCAGAACCGCUACCUGCGCCAGUCGCGCUCCUUCACCUCCAAGAUGGACACCACGACGACCCCGCCCUCGACCACGUCGAGCAAGACGAACCGCUACAGCGACGGCAGCGGCGAUGCAGCCAAGAAGCGCCUCUCGGGCGGCGCAAAGAAGAAGGGCACCUUUUCCAACUUCAUGAGCAGCAUGCUGGGCUCGCCGCGCCGCCCGACCAUCUCGACGCCCACGAACCCCAUGCACGUCACCCACGUCAGCAUCGACAACCAUACGGGCGAGUACACGGGCCUCCCCAAGGAGUGGCAGCGCAUGCUCCAGCAGAAUGGCAUCUCGCAGGAGGAGCAGAAGCAGCACCCCCAGGCCGUCAUGGACGUGGUCAACUUCUACAAGGACAAUGCCGAGAAGAACGAGGAAGAUGCCAUCUGGGACAAGAUGGGGCCCACGCAGCCUCAGGGAUACGCGUACCAGGCCAACAUUGUGCCCCAGACUGCAAACUACGGCUCCAACCAGCCCCCGCUCAGUCCCCCGCAGAGCCCGCGAUUCCCACGGAACGACCAGUCUAGCUUCGAAAACCCGCGUGCGCCUCCUCCCGUUCCGCGCAGCCUGACCUCCCCCGUCGUUAACUCUCCUCCAGUCAAUGUUGCAGCCCUCGUGCCCAGCCGGCCAGCGCCCAAGCCUCCAGGCCCUCCUGCUGGUUCCGCCGCGCCCAUGCCAAACAGACCUGCCCCCGCGGCCCCAAGUCCGAUCAUCACCCAGCACCAGACCCCUCGCUACGAGAACGACUACCCCCAGGCUGCCUACGCCCACCCAACUCCCUCAGAGAGCCCCAAUGGCUCUUCUGCAAUGUCCCGCACCCGAUCCAACACCACGGGAGGAACGCCGCCGCGAUUUGAUUCCCCAGCCAGUUCGACCCCGAUCUCUCCCGCCCAGCAAUACCAGCAGCAGCAGCAGCAAGCCAUGGCCAUGGCAACCACGCAGCAGCCAAAGGCACCUCUAGGGAGGAGCAUGAGCCAAAGAGCCCCGCAACCAAACUACGCACCACCUGUAGUCCCUGCGCCGCAGCCGCAGCCGCAGCCGCAGAUGCAGAUGUCCCAGCCGACGCCCCAGCAGGUCUUUGCCCAGCAAUCGGAUCCCCAAAACAUUCCAUUACCAUCGCAACAGGCUCGUGUUGGUCCAGCGCCCCGGCCACGUCAAAGGCCGAGGCAGAGUCAGGGACCGGAUAUCGUGGCCAAGCUCAAUGCCAUCUGUACCAAUGCCGAUCCCCGGGAGAGAUACCGCAACCUCAGCAAGAUCGGCCAGGGUGCUUCUGGUGGUGUGUUCAUGGCCUACGAAAACAGCACCAACAAGUGCGUAGCCAUCAAGCAGAUGAACCUCGAGCAGCAGCCAAAGAAAGACCUGAUUAUCAACGAGAUCUUGGUCAUGAAGGACAGCAAGCACAAGAACAUUGUAAACUUCAUGGACAGCUUUUUGCUACGAGGUGAUCUGUGGGUAGUUAUGGAGUACAUGGAGGGUGGAAGUUUGACGGAUGUCGUUACUUUCAACAUCAUGUCCGAAGGCCAAAUAGCUGCUGUGUGCAGAGAGACCCUCCACGGCUUGCAACAUCUUCACUCUAAGGGCGUCAUUCAUCGAGACAUCAAGUCGGACAACAUUCUGCUUUCCCAAGAAGGCAACAUCAAGCUCACCGACUUCGGUUUCUGCGCGCAAAUCAACGAAAGCCACAACAAGCGCACGACCAUGGUAGGUACCCCCUACUGGAUGGCUCCCGAGGUUGUCACUCGCAAGGAGUACGGCCGAAAGGUUGACAUCUGGUCGUUGGGUAUCAUGUCCAUCGAGAUGAUCGAGGGAGAGCCGCCGUACCUGAAUGAAAGUCCACUCCGUGCACUGUGGCUCAUCGCGACCAACGGCACACCGACGAUUAAGGAGGAACAUGCCUUGUCGCCAGUGUUCCGUGACUUCUUGGGCUUCUCGCUCAAGGUCGACCCCGACAAGCGGGCUAGUGCUCACGAUCUUCUGGUGCACCCCUUCAUCCAGACCGCUGAACCGCUAGGCACAUUAGCGCCACUGGUACAAUCGGCGAGGAAAGCGAGGGCAGAAGAGAGGCGGAAGAAGGGUGGUCUGUGA
Molecule: messenger RNA, 2481 nt
Organism: Alternaria novae-zelandiae
Lineage: Eukaryota; Fungi; Ascomycota; Dothideomycetes; Pleosporales; Pleosporaceae
Exons: 6
Coding region: 1-2481 (826 amino acids)
Biological process (GO): intracellular signal transduction; regulation of MAPK cascade; protein phosphorylation
Cellular component (GO): cytoplasm
Molecular function (GO): protein serine/threonine kinase activity; ATP binding
Source: RefSeq, a predicted model, not a curated record